AUGGCCGCAACACUGUUCGAUGCCACGCGAAACUACUCGCUCUACAGCAUCCCAGUAAUGUGGGCAAUUUCCAUCGCACCACACUUCUACGCCGCCUCCCUCGGCAAGUUCGACAACAAGCAGCCACGAACCUACACCAAGGACACCGAGAGCAACCAGAGCAUCGACAAAGCCACCAAAGGCACCAUCAUCCGUGCCGAAGGUGCGCAGCAAAAUGGCUUCGAGAACACCGGGCUGUUUGCUGCUGCUGUUGUCAUUGGUAAUGUUGCGAAGCUAGAUAAUGGCACGCUCAAUGCGUUGGCGGGAAGCUAUCUGGCCAGCCGAGUCGCGUAUAACUUGUGCUACAUCAAUGGCACUACUGAGGCUUUAGCUACUGGCAGGUCUGUCUCUUUCCUGGCAGGAAUCGGGAUUGUCUUCACUCUGUUCAUCAAGAGUGGAAAUGUGCUCUAUGGCCAGUUGUAG
Messenger RNA from Fulvia fulva, 462 nucleotides. RefSeq lists its product as uncharacterized. The transcript has 4 exons. The record is from RefSeq and is a predicted model, not a curated record. Bases 1 to 462 code for a protein of 153 amino acids. Lineage: Eukaryota; Fungi; Ascomycota; Dothideomycetes; Mycosphaerellales; Mycosphaerellaceae. Gene Ontology annotation, cellular component: membrane.